Messenger RNA from Melanotaenia boesemani (Boeseman's rainbowfish), 2168 nucleotides. RefSeq names its product arrestin domain containing 1a (gene arrdc1a). Gene Ontology annotation, biological process: protein transport. Lineage: Eukaryota; Metazoa; Chordata; Actinopteri; Atheriniformes; Melanotaeniidae. Gene Ontology annotation, molecular function: ubiquitin protein ligase binding; ubiquitin-like ligase-substrate adaptor activity. The transcript is spliced from 8 exons. Gene Ontology annotation, cellular component: cytoplasm. Bases 45 to 1391 code for a protein of 448 amino acids. The record is from RefSeq and is a predicted model, not a curated record.
GUCAGCGGUGUAUCCAGGUGAUCUUCAGUUCGGGACGAACCAACAUGGGGAAGCUGGAGGCGCUGAGGAUCGUGUUUGAGCAGAAUAAGGACGUGUACAGUCCGGGAGACGCCAUCUCCGGGACGGUGACGGUGAAAGUCAACCAGCCGCUGCAGUGCAAAGCGAUCAAAGUGAACUGCAACGGUUUCUGUGGCGUCACCAACAAGGUCAACGACACGUCCUGGACGGUGGAGGAGCAGUACUUCAACAGCUCCAUCGCUGUUGCAGACAAAGGAACCCUGGCACAGGGAGAUCACACGUUUCCCUUCAGGUUCCUCAUUCCAGCCACAGCUCCGACAUCCUUCGAAGGCAGCUACGGGAGGAUCGUUUACAGAGUGAGGGCUUUUAUCGACACGCCACGGUUUUCCAAGGACUACAGCACCGAGAAACCGUUCUACCUGCUCCGACUUCUGAACCUGAACGAGCUGCCGGACAUAUGGGGAAGCUGCUCGUCAGCGAUAACCCAGCAGUUCACCUACAUGCUGAUGAAAACGGGCACCGUGGUGCUGAAGGCCCAAACAGACAUGAAGGGUUACACCCCGGGUCAGGUCAUCCAGGUGACGGCCAGCAUCCAGAACCAGUCUGGGAAGACCACGGGGAACAUAGCAGCCAGCCUGGUGCAGAGAGUGACCUAUGAGACCAAGAAGCCCACACAUGAUGUGAGGACCAUCGCGGAGGUGGAGGGGGGGACGGUGAAGGCUGGGAAGGAGGUGGAGUGGAAGGAGCAGAUCAUCAUUCCUUCCCUUCCCCAGUCGUCCCUCGUCGGCUGCGAUCUUAUAAAGAUCGAAUACUACGUUAAAGUGUGUCUGAAGUCACCUGACGUCAUGUUGAUGCUACCCGUCCAGAUCGGGAACAUCUCACUGGACAAAAAACGCCGUCCCACCAAGAAAUCGUCUCCUCCUUCCACCGAAGAUGCACCGGCUUCCGUCUCCACACCGGACACCUCCGCCUCUUCCUCCUCACCCUCUCUGCCCCCUCGCCCCGCCCCCAAACCUGCUCCCCGGCUCACUCCUCGCUCCAGAAGCUCCGCCCACAACUCCCCCAGCGCUCCUCCUGCUGAGUACCACCCUGGAGCAGAAGGUGGGGCCCCCAUGAACGAAGACUUCUCCAGUAAGCGCCAGUCCCAGCUGGUUUCACCCAACGCCUUCAGCUACGCCCCGGGUCUGUUUUUUGGCCAGAACCAGCAGCCCGCCGGGCCUUCUGCAGCCCCGACCGGGUCGGUGGGGGCUGCAGCUCUUUACCCCUCUCUAACCGGCUCCAUGGAGACGCCGCUCAUCCCGCCUCCAGACUACAGCUGCUCAAAUUAUCCACAAGAGGCUCCGCCUACUUACAACGAGAGCUGCAACACAUGAAGCCGACGACGAGGCGGAAACGGGGAUGGCGAUUGGCUCAUGAAGUUUUUUAUUUUUUUCUUUGUUUUUAAAGAAAAGGCUGGAGUGAAGAGGAGGCUGUGCACCUUUCAGGUGCUUUUCCAGAGUUCGGUCAUUUUAAAAUCCAAGAAUCCAAGAAUCCAGCAGGGAUUUGGUUUUUAUAUCUUUUAGGCUGUUGCUCCCAGAUUUUCUGUUUGAGGAUUGUAACUUUAAGUGAACUGAGCCACAGCCAAACACGAGUCUUUAAAUCAAGUUAUUUUUGCACUUUGAAACUAAAAACAUGGAGAUGACUUUUUCUUAGUCGAGUCACAUUUUUGUUAUUUAGAAAUCUUCAGAUGGCAUCUGUGAUGUCAUGUUUUAUGUCUGAAAAUCAGGGAGAAACGAGCUCAUCUGGAGUUUAAUCUGAUUUCUGUACAAGUUAAACCAGAAAAUCUUCUUUUGUUAGCGUACAGCUGUGGGGGGACGUGACGUCUUGUUGGGUUCAGUCUCAACAUUUCUGCUGGUGAUUGCUGCAGGUUGGAUGUAAAUGUUGUUGUUGGCUCUUUUCCUUCCUCUGCUGAUUUUGUUGGUUCUCUACAUGAAAACCUUCCAGACAUCUGUGUCUGUCUGUAAGUGGCUGCACAGUGAUGCAGUUUCACUGUGAUUUGAGCUUUUAAUCUUUUACUCAUCUUUAGUUUUGUUAAAUCCAUCAAACGACUUUAAUUUAUUGUUCUGAAUGUUUUCCAGCUGAUGUUUGUAGUCCAAUAAAUCUGUUAAAAA